Molecule: messenger RNA, 591 nt
Organism: Funneliformis mosseae
Lineage: Eukaryota; Fungi; Glomeromycota; Glomeromycetes; Glomerales; Glomeraceae
Source: the annotation of a GenBank genome assembly
AUGUCUAGCUCACGAUCAAGUUCCACGUGUUCCACGAGUUCCACACGUUCAAAUACAAGUAUAAGAAACUUUUCAGAACAAUAUAGAGAUGUUACACCUUCUUUCAGCACGACAACGGCAGAUUCAUCAUCAGAUGACGAGAUUGCGAAAGAAGAUGACCCUUUCAGUCCUUAUCUAAAAAAAGAAUCGUCCCCAGUGUCUCAAUUUCCAUCAGUAUAUCAACCACCACCUUUGGUAGUUGUGCCUCAGCGGUCACAACCUCAAGUAUCGACGGAACAUCCAGCUUCGGAUAAUCCGCCUGAACAUUUUAAUAAUCAAUUUCGUAGAGGAAAAAGACGUCAAUUCUGGACUCCUGUGGAAUUAAAAGCGCUGGAGAUCGGUAUGAAUGAAUUUGGCACUCAAUGGGCCAAAAUCCUGAGACUGUACGGUGGAACUCAUGGUCCUUUAAGAAAUCGAAAUUCUGUUCAAUUAAAAGAUAAGGCGAGAAAUGAGAAGAAAAGAAGAAUCAAGUAUAACCUUGAAUUGGGGAUAUUUCACAUUGCAAGUGGUGGAGAGGAUAUUUCGGAUUAUGAAUUAGAGUAUGAUGAUUAA